UCGCCGCCGCCGCCGCUUUGGAGGAGAUGUGCCGUUUAUUCAGCUGCUGAAUGAGGGACGGAACGGAAAGAAGGAUGAGCAGACUGAGGAGAACAGGAUGAGUGGAUGAAUGAGCGGAUCCCGACCUGGGCUUCACGCAGAGUGCAGAACCGCUCCACACAUGAAGCGAACAGCUGCAGUCCUCCACACCGUCACAUGUUGAACUGUGCUUCAAGGACUUGGACGUCAUUCUACGUGGCAAAAACCCAGUAGAACCAGUAGAGUCCAGUGAAGGCCCAGCAGCGCCAGCAGAAAUGGCUCCAGCAGCCAUGUCUCUGCCUCCAUCGUCCCUUCACCCCUCCCGAAUCUCAUCUUCUUGCCUUUUCUUCCUCUCUUGCUAUCUCCUCCUGGCAUGUCCUGGGUCAGUUCACUCAAGUGCGCCUGAGAGCAACUGCUCUGCUAGUGGAGACCCAUGUCAAGAAGGAGUGGUACUGCCCGUGUGGAACCCUCAGAACCCCUCUGUGGGGGAUAAAGUGGCAAGGGCCAUUGUUUACUUUGUAGCACUCAUCUACAUGUUCCUGGGUAUGAGCAUUAUAGCGGACCGAUUCAUGUCAUCUAUAGAGGUCAUAACCUCCCAGGAGAAGGAAAUCACCAUAAAAAGGCCAAAUGGCGAGACCACCACGGCCACGGUCAGGAUCUGGAACGAGACCGUUUCUAACCUCACUCUAAUGGCCUUAGGUUCCAGUGCCCCUGAGAUCCUGCUGUCUGUUAUUGAGGUGUGCGGUCACGGAUUUGAGGCUGGAGCUCUGGGUCCCAGCACAAUCGUGGGCAGCGCCGCCUUCAACAUGUUCAUCAUUAUUGCCCUGUGCGUGUAUGUGGUUCCCGAUGGUGAGACUCGCAAGAUCAAACACCUACGGGUGUUUUUUGUCACAGCGGCUUGGAGUGUCUUUGCCUACAUUUGGCUGUACCUGAUUCUGAGUGUCUUCUCCCCUGGAGAGGUGGAGGUUUGGGAGGCGGUGCUGACCUUCCUCUUCUUCCCCCUCUGCGUCGUCCAGGCCUGGGUGGCUGACCGGCGUCUCCUUUUCUACAAAUAUGUCCGUAAGCGUUACAGAGCUGACAAGAACCGUGGCAUCAUCAUCGAGACUGAAGGAGCCGACGGAGGGCUUGGAGGUAUAGACAGAGGUGGUGGGGGAGCGCUUGGUCCAGGGGGAUUCACCAAGAUGGACAUGCUGGAGCUAGACGGGCAGAUGGCAUUGAACUGUCACAGCGGGCUGGACGGAGGGCUGAUGGAAGAGGGAGGGGCAAAGGACGAGGAGGAUGAAGCCAGAAGGGACAUGGCGAGGACACUGAAGGAACUUAAGCAGAGGCACCCGGAUAAAGACAUGGAGCAACUGAUCGAGAUGGCGAACUAUCAGGUCCUGAUGCAGCAGCAGAAGAGCAGAGCAUUCUACCGUAUCCAAGCAACCAGGAUGAUGAUCGGAGCGGGAAACAUCCUCAAGAAGCACGCCGCUGACCAGGCCCGCAAGGUGGUGAGCAGCAAUGAGACCCAGGCCCGGGAGGACGACCCCCACACUGUUAGGCUGGAGUUUGAACCCCCUUUGUACCAGUGCUUUGAAAACUGCGGCUCCUUAAAGUUGACUGUCGCCAGACAUGGAGGAGAACCUGGAGUUACUGUGAAGGUGGAUUAUCGCACGGAGGAUGGUACAGCAAACGCAGGUUCGGAUUAUGAGUUUGCUGAGGGAACGCUGCUUUUCAAGCCAGGAGAGACCCUCAAAGAGAUCACAGUUGGAGUGAUUGACGAUGACAUAUUUGAGGAAGACGAGUACUUCUACGUCCACCUCAGUAACCCUCGGGUGGUUGGUUAUCCUGAGAUUGGCACUGCACCGUUGGAUGCAAGUGUCACCCCGAAAGCUGUGCUGGGUGACAACCACACAGCCACAGUGACCAUCUACGAUGACGACCACGCAGGUAUCUUUACCUUUGAGACCGCCAGUCAGAGGGUGAGCGAGAGCGUUGGAGUGAUGGAAGUGAAGGUGCUUAGGACAUCAGGUGCCCGAGGCCUUGUAGCUGUCCCCUACAGAACUGUGGAUGGUACCGCCAAGGGUGGAGAGGACUACGAAUUGGCUGCUGGCAAGCUGGAGUUUCAGAAUGAUGAGACGAUGAAGAUCAUCGAAGUGAAGAUCAUCGAUGAUGAGGAGUAUGAGAAGAACAAGACCUUCACCAUUGAGCUGGGGGAGCCUGUUCUGUUGGAGAUAGGGCAGAAACACGGCGACUCCAAUGAGAACAAGCCUGUGGUUGGAGCAGAGGAAGAAGAGGUGGCUAAGAUGGGCUGCCCCAGUCUGGGUGAACACACACAAGUAGAGGUGGUCAUAGAGGAGUCCUACGAGUUUAAGAAAGCAGUAAAUGAGCUUCUUUGGCGUUCGGACAAGAGCACAGUGGAUAAGUUGAUCAAGAAGACGAACCUGGCUCUGGUGGUGGGAAGCAGCAGCUGGAGAGAGCAGUUCGUGAGUGCCGUUACUGUCAGUGCAGGAGAUGACGAUGAAGAGGAGAGUGGCGAGGAGAGGCUGCCUUCCUGCUUUGACUACAUCAUGCACUUCCUCACCGUAUUUUGGAAGGUCCUGUUCGCCUUCGUCCCACCCACAGAGUACUGGAACGGCUGGGCCUGCUUCAUCGUCUCCAUAUCGCUCAUUGGUGUUCUGACGGCUGUCACCGGAGACUUGGCAUCACACUUCGGCUGCACGAUAGGACUGAAGGACUCUGUGACGGCUGUGGUGUUUGUGGCGUUAGGAACAUCAGUACCAGACACAUUCGCCAGUAAAGUCGCUGCCAUCCAGGACCAGUACGCUGACGCCUCUAUCGGCAACGUCACCGGCUCCAACGCCGUCAACGUGUUCCUCGGCAUCGGGGUGGCGUGGACCAUCGCUGCCGUUGCCUGGCGCGCCAAGGGCAUGCCGUUCAAGGUGGACCCCGGUAACCUGGCCUUCUCCGUCACCCUCUUCACCAUCCUGGCUGUAGUGUGCGUGCUCACACUGCUGUACCGGCGACGGGCUACUGUGGCUGGUGGCGAGCUUGGCGGCCCGCGGACUUGCAAGAUAAUAACGUCGCUGCUGUUCAUCUCGCUGUGGCUGAUUUACAUCCUGCUGGCUUCACUGGAGGCCUACUGCCACAUACCAGGGUUUUAAAGGAGAGGAGAGGGGAGGGAGAGAGACACUGCCAAAAUAUAAAUGAAAAGAGAAAGGGAGGAAACAGGAAAAAGAGGUGGAUCAGAGUGGGCAGAUCUUGUAUUUUUAAGAGUCUGCAUAUGCUAUAAUUUUUUCUUUAUUUAAGUUAAACUUUUCAAUGUCUCAUAAAUAUUAUUUUUUAUUUAUUUCAUUUCCUAUUAAAGAGUGUGAACUAUAAUGGAAAUAUAGAAAUCUCAACAAUAUCAAAAGUUAUUUUUAUCUAAUGAUGAAGAAUAUUAAAGAGAGAGUCUCCAUUAAGUAUUCAUGAACAUAAAGCUUGGAUGAUAACAUUACAGAGCAGUUUUUAAGAGUGCUUUUAUGUAGUUCCAGUUUCCUGCCAAACAAGUUUAGGAGAAGAAGAAGAAGAAAAAGACAGCAGGGAGAGCUGUUAGCCAAUCAGCCGGCCUCUGAAGGUAAAAACAAAAGGGGAAGAAAAGGGGAAAGGGUGAAAGUUAAAAGUGGAGAAGUUGAGAGAGGAGGCUCGAGGCAACAAACUCGGAAAAAAGUCUGCAUAAAAAGUUAUCAAGAAACCAGAGGAGACAACACAGAGAAAGAUUUAAAGAAGACGAAUAGCUGCAGCACCUCUUCGAUCUCGCUCUCUGAACAGGAGCACUGGUUACUCCCAUUUUACCACCUGAACUCUCUCUAAUACCAUCAACAACUUUAAACUCAUUUCUCCCAGUUGUAAAACACAGAAGCUCACACUCCGGGGCCCUCAGGUGAAUCUGCAGCGGGGGGAACACUCACUAACUUGUGAUUGUGCAGGCAAGAUAAAAACUGACAACCUUUUUUUGUCUUUCCUUCUCUUCUUGAAUACACUGUGCUGAAUCAUCCAUUCCUCCUACACAUGCACACACUCUUACUGUACACUACCUUUCCUACAACCACUCCACAGACUGUACGCUCUCCUCCCUCCCUCCUGCCUUACUAUAAUCCCCUCCUGUAGGAACUGUCUCAGAGUUGUGAUAAUGAGUCGCUGUAGUCACAAUAACCCUCUUUUUACUUGAGCCAAUCCCAAGUUCCUCUCAUUUUAUGCCAAUCAACAGCCUCAUCAAGGAAAAAACACCCUCCCCCCUUUUUUUCUAAACUUUUUAAUGGCGUCACGUGUUGAUGUUGUUACCGUGCAAUUGUAAAAAAAAUAAAGACUUAUUGAUAUGUGAUGAGAGGAUGGAAACAAAGAGAUUUAAAGAAGAUUGUUCAGAAGAUUGGAUGUAAUAUCAAGAUGUUGGAUUAGCAGCUGUAGCUGUUGAGAAAUCUCAAAUUUGGAUCAAAAAAAGUCCACCUUGUUAUAGUUGUCUUUCUUGCUGUUGAGAAGCAUUGUGCACUAACAUCGUGAGGUACACUGUUUACAAUCUAAAGUUGCAUUAAAAAGCCAGGAAGCCACACAAGGACAAGCAGAGCUGGAAAAUUGUACUAAGCUGGGAGACACCAACAAACAAGACAGCAGAGGACCAAUCAGAAUGAAGGAUCUAAAGGAAAAUGGCGGCGUUUUGUCAAAGACAAAUCAAAACUAUGACCAUAUCUAGUGUUUCUAAUUGUACAUGAUUAUAUAAGAAACUUUUAUCAAUGUGUGUGAGAAACUGAUGUAUAAUUUAUGUAAAGUCCCCAUCUUUGUAAAGAAAACCCUGGAGGGGUGAAGGCUUGGAAGCAUGGAAGCUCCAUGUGCCGUUUUUUUUUUUUUUUUUCUGUAACACAGCUCAACAAAAGCUUUUAAGGAAAUGCAUCACCAGGGAAAAAGACAGUUUGGGCUGAUGACGAACAAAAAAAAUCAGUGAUGACUCACAGAUGGAGAUUGAAACGCUCUGAGGGGAAAUGUACGGCAGCUCUGAAAUAUCAAGACUGUUCUGCAGAAGUUGUAACGUUUGCUUUCUACUCAAAAUGAAAAUCACAAGUCUCUGUUAUCCAAAGAUUUAAUGGGAGAGCACUGUCACGCAUCACAGUUCAUUUAAAGUGUGCUGUUUUAACUUGUACAAGUCCCACAAGCCGCCAGUGCUGGUGGAAAAACUGGCUAUUUGAAAAUAUGUGUUCACUCUACAGAUUAAUGUGAUUGGUAUUAUUGAUGGGAGUGGGUCUACAUCAGCUGUGCAACAUUUUUGUGAUGGGUUUGCCGAUUCAGGUGUGGGGGGAGUGAAAGCUAAAAAAAAACAUUGCCACAUAUCAUCCGAUAUCAACCGUUGUGUUGUCGUGUGUCUGAGAAUGUGUGGACUCCAGGUUUACAUUAUGUCUGCGUUAACACCCCCGCUCUGCCCUCUGGCUGGUCUGACACUCGGCAGAAGGAGAAGCAUACGGCUUGUCGGUGCGAAUGAUUGUUAAAUGUAACAACAACGCAGUAGGAAAAGCUUCCUUUAACUGCCCACAACACUUUUUGGUACACUUCAAAGAAAAUCCUGAGAGAAAACAAUAAUUAAAACGUGUGUUUUACCACCAUUCACCAAGAGAAAAAGAGGACUGAAAACAACUAUUUACCUGCCCACCAUUCGCUUGGUAAAUAUGGACAAAUUACCCACUGCUUUCAUCCUUUUGUAAAUGCACAGGAAGCUCAGACGUGACCAGGCUAAACAAACAGGAGUCUUUGCAAAGGUGAAUGCUUGAACAAAUGGGGGAUAAGUGGUUAUAUAGGGCAGAGAAAAUACGGAUAUGUUUCCUGUUGUCUCUGAAAUGGGACACUAAACACUUCUUUCUCAUUCUGACAGCUGUUACAGAAAGGAUAAAGUGUCAUAUCUUAAACUGUGAUGGUAGAAAAUCUGUUAAACAGCACCAAAAGCUUCAGUGAUUCCUCAAACAACUUAAGCUCAGCAUCUCUGUCUCAGCCGAUUUCAGACAGGCUUAGCCAAGAUUCAGGGUUGGAGGGAAUUUGGUCACCUGCCAUGAUUUUCUCACUCUAUUUCAAGGACUAUUUCUUGGCUGCAAAUAUUUGACGCUGCUGUCUUGAAAUUAGACAUGAUGGUAUGCCAAAGGUUGGACAAGAGCUGCCCUGACGUGAGAAUUAGUGUAUACUCAAAGAAAUUUCUGUGUGAAGUGUGUCUGCAGGGCCGUAGCCAGACCUUUAGAAGUACUGAGCCUGUGGAGCCCCCAUCUCCCCCAUACAGAAAAGUCUGUCAUUCUGGAGAAAGAAAUUUCAAGAACUACAGUUUCUGAUUAUAAAUCCAUUUGAUUUAUUUUACAAUGUCUUUUUUUUGUUGUUAACUUGUGUCAAAUUUGGAUAUAUGAAGUCAGCUGUGCUAUCUAGCACGGUACAGCAAGUGUGGCAGGUAUAUUAUCGUGAUGUCUGCCAUUUAAGUGUAGCGUGUUGGCUUUUACUGGCUUAUAAGUGCUUAACAUGACAAGUACAAUGGAGGCCAAUCAGAAUAUCUUUAAAGUUAUUUUGUCCUUAGUUACACUACUCAAAAUUGAAAUUCCACUUUGUGUUGACGCUAGAGAUGUCUCGAUUGUGAAAUUAGGGCUGAUUCUUAACCCCUUUUUUUAUUUUUUUGCUACAACACAAUUGCAGAAAUCGACAUCACGGACUGGCUGUCCUUCAAAUAGAACUUGAUAUACAGAUUUGAAAACAUCAACAAAAUUAGCCCAGCUAGCUUGCUAUGCUAGCUUGGCAACUAUGUCAACAGGAAAUUAUCCUGACACAUCAGCCAGACUGGUUUUUUGUCUCCACUGCAUGGAUAUUUUACGUUUGUUUGUGAAACCUCUCAUAAAAAGCAUUUGGGAAGGGCAGGCCUUUUUAGAAAAUUCUUGGUAGGUGAUUGGAUGUGCUGUCUGCCACAUUCAUUACGGGCCAAUCAGAGCGGCAGAACAAAAUGAGGUAGCAGACAUGAACAGCUCCAGUGCUAACCUGAGCUGUACAGGCUAGUGCUGCUAUAGUUUAUGAACAGAUGAUGUGCCAACACAGCCCUGCCAAAAGAACCUGUCGGUGUGGCUCUUUGCUCUUGUUUUAAUAGAGAAAUGUGGUAAAACUGCCGCUGUGGCUAA
Molecule: messenger RNA, 7163 nt
Organism: Cheilinus undulatus (humphead wrasse)
Lineage: Eukaryota; Metazoa; Chordata; Actinopteri; Labriformes; Labridae
Gene: slc8a4b
Product: solute carrier family 8 member 4b
Exons: 18
Coding region: 294-3161 (955 amino acids)
Biological process (GO): sodium ion transmembrane transport; cell communication; calcium ion import across plasma membrane
Cellular component (GO): sarcolemma; axon; postsynapse
Molecular function (GO): calcium:sodium antiporter activity
Source: RefSeq, a predicted model, not a curated record